Messenger RNA from Poecilia reticulata (guppy), 1823 nucleotides. It is a transcript of the gene ctdspl2a, whose product is annotated as CTD (carboxy-terminal domain, RNA polymerase II, polypeptide A) small phosphatase like 2a. The record is from RefSeq and is a predicted model, not a curated record. Lineage: Eukaryota; Metazoa; Chordata; Actinopteri; Cyprinodontiformes; Poeciliidae. Gene Ontology annotation, molecular function: phosphatase activity.
CCUCUCUCCGCCUGUGUCGCAUUCCCCUGCGCUCCGCCAGCGAUCUGUUUGUGAUGAGGCGGGAAAUGGCGUCCAAAGACACGGCUGUUCUGUGACUUAGCCACUGAGAGACGGACGUAGCUGGCGGCAACAACCACGGCUCGACAUCUAACGGUGGCCGCCACGGUUGCGGCCGAGACUGACAACGCUGUGGCGGGUUUUAACGAGCUUCCGAAAACAGCGGUUUUCCAUGUGACGUUGGAGCAUGAUGAGGCUGAGAGUGCGUAAAGCUCCUCAGCACCCCAACAAAGGCCACAGAACGCUCCCAUACCAGGCCAAACGAAAACACAGCGAAGUGGAGCCGUCGUCCCCGGUGAGCGGCCGAGGCAAAAUGCAGAAAAAUGAAUCUGGGCUCCUCUCCACCAUCAAGAAAUUUAUCCGUGGGAACGCCGUCAAGGUGGAGCAGGAAAUCCCAGCCAAGAGGAGUCGCAUUGAUUGUAAUUCAGACAAUGACAUCAUCACUUCGACACCCCAAGGUCUGUCCAACAAAUCCGCAUCAAGAGUUUGCAGAAAAACUCAAAGUAAAGACACAAUGACCUGCAACAGUAAACCCAUCAAACCAAACGGUAAACUGGAGGCGCCCAUCGACUCGCCCAGCAGCCCGCCGCGUACAACCCUACUGGGAACCAUCUUCUCUCCAGUUUUCAACUUCUUCUCACCAGCAACUAAAACUGCCACUCCGGGCUCGGACUCGCCGGGCCAGGCGGUGGAGGCGGAGGAAAUCAUCAAACAGCUGGACAUUGAGCCGGCGGAGGAAAUGCCCAGCAGCACCGUAACGUCCAGGGAAGGAAUCACUCCGUGUCACACGGUCCAAAUGCUGCCGCAGAGGCUUCAGAUCAACUCGGACACAACCAUCGAAGAAGGAGAAAUCGUCACCGAAACUGACAUCCCCCCGCUGACAGCUCCUGGCUGCAUGCCAGAUGGCAGCUACCCCCACUCUUUACCUUCAGCACCUGCAGAAACCUCGUAUGAGGAGGACUGGGAAGUGUUCGACCCGUACUUCUUCAUCAAGCAUGUGCCUCCGCUGACAGAAGAGCAGUUAACACGUAAACCAGCGUUACCUUUAAAAACACGCAGCACACCCGAGUUCUCUCUCGUCUUGGAUCUGGAUGAAACUUUAGUCCACUGCAGUUUGAAUGAACUAGAAGAUGCAGCUCUGACAUUCCCUGUGCUCUUUCAAGACGUUAUAUACCAGGUCUACGUCCGAUUGAGGCCAUUUUUCCGAGAGUUUCUUGAGCGCAUGUCUCAGUUGUACGAGAUUAUUCUCUUCACUGCUUCAAAAAAGGUCUAUGCAGAUAAGUUGCUCAACAUCCUGGAUCCAAAAAAACAGUUAGUAAGACAUCGACUGUUUCGAGAGCACUGUGUUUGUGUCCAAGGAAAUUACAUUAAAGACCUGAACAUUCUGGGACGGGAUCUGGCAAAGACGGUAAUAAUCGACAACUCACCCCAAGCCUUUGCUUAUCAGCUUUCUAAUGGAAUCCCAAUCGAGAGCUGGUUCGUGGAUAGAAAUGACAACGAACUUCUGAAGCUCGUUCCUUUCCUUGAGAAACUGGUGGAGCUGAACGAAGACGUCAGGCCGCACAUCAGAGAACGAUUUCGUUUGCACGACCUCCUCCCUCCAGACUGAGGAACCUUCAUCGACGCGUCACUUCAGUAUCGUUUGUGGGAAAGGCUCAACAGAAGGAUAUAAUCAGUGGUUUUCUCUUUACAUUACCGUUGCUUUUUAAAAACAAACACAAAAAAAAAAAAGUUUAAAAGAAGAAAAAAAAAAUCAAAAGCUCUUU